CGGCAUCUCUACCAUGGUCUUUCCUGGCAUCGCCGCACUGCGGAAGUUUGAACAGCAAGCCAGAGAGGUGAUUAGAGAAAGGGACAGCUUCCCUCUCUGGAAGGUUAUUCGCCACUUGCUUGAUCAGGCCAGGUUCACCCCCAUGAGAGGAUACAGCUUAUUGACGCCAUUCGACCUCCCAACCCCCGCGGCCCACGAGUAUGCUGUUGUUCGUAUCUAUAGUGGCAUUUAGAACCUGGUAGUCUGGUGCCUCGACGGCUGCGGUGGGUUCGUCGCCACGCAAGUGUCUUUGAGUGAGAUGAUGGUCAGCCGAGAUUGCCCAUGCGGCAUAAUCAUGG
Linderina pennispora is the source of this 338-nucleotide messenger RNA. RefSeq lists its product as uncharacterized. The record is from RefSeq and is a predicted model, not a curated record. The transcript has a single exon. Lineage: Eukaryota; Fungi; Kickxellomycota; Kickxellomycetes; Kickxellales; Kickxellaceae. The coding region runs from base 14 to 232 and encodes 72 amino acids.